This is a messenger RNA of Juglans regia (Persian walnut), 2272 nucleotides long. Its product is annotated as plastidial pyruvate kinase 2. The record is from RefSeq and is a predicted model, not a curated record. Gene Ontology annotation, cellular component: cytoplasm; chloroplast stroma. Gene Ontology annotation, molecular function: potassium ion binding; magnesium ion binding; pyruvate kinase activity. Gene Ontology annotation, biological process: glycolytic process. The coding region runs from base 151 to 1881 and encodes 576 amino acids. The transcript is spliced from 12 exons. NCBI's taxonomy places the organism in Eukaryota, Viridiplantae, Streptophyta, Magnoliopsida, Fagales, Juglandaceae.
UAUCUCCGCCAAAGUUCUUUGUUAAAUCCCUCAAAGCUCGCUGGUUUCUCUCCCCCUCCUUAGUCUCUCUUUUCACACAGAACCCCACCCCCCCCCCCCCCCCAACUCUCUCUCUCUCUCUCUCUCUCUCUCUCUUCCUAUCUCUGUACAAUGGCUCAAGUGGUGGCCAUUCGAUCGAUUCAGAGCUCUUUGAUGUGCCCCAGCACUGGAUCCAUUCAUGACAGAGUCGAAAAGCUUUUAAAGCCUUCAACUUUUGCUUCCAAACUUCUGGUAGGCCAGGAGAAGAACAGCUCCCGAAUCGUUUACUCAAGGCCUAUGCGCAUUGUCGCCGGGAGAUCCACACGUGCUGAGCCCCAAGUCAUCCCGGUCUCGCCCGAGGAUGAACCCAAUGAGAAGUUCCAGCAUUUACAAGCUCAACAGCUUCUUGAUGCCACACCGGUGGGCGUGUGGUCCAAGCCGAUCGUUAGGCGCAAGACAAAGAUCGUAUGCACGAUCGGUCCUUCUACCAACACGCGGGAGAUGAUAUGGAAGCUGGCUGAGGCGGGAAUGAAUGUUGCUCGAAUGAAUAUGUCUCAUGGAGACCACUCGUCACAUCAGAAAGUUAUAGAUUUAGUCAAGGAAUAUAACGAACAAUCCAAAGACAAUGUGAUUGCAAUCAUGCUCGACACCAAGGGUCCUGAAGUUAGGAGUGGGGACCUGCCACAACCAAUCACAUUAUCAACUGGGCAAGAAUUCACUUUUACAAUUCGAAGAGGGGUUGGCUCGGCAGAGUGUGUUAGUGUGAACUAUGAUGAUUUUGUUAAUGAUGUUGAAGUGGGUGACAUGCUUCUUGUUGAUGGUGGUAUGAUGUCAUUGACGGUGAAGUCCAAGACUGAAGAUUCAGUGAAAUGUGAAGUUAUUGAUGGAGGAGAGCUAAAGUCUAGGCGCCACUUAAAUGUUCGAGGAAAAAGUGCAACGCUGCCUUCUAUCACUGAGAAGGAUUGGGAUGAUAUAAAAUUUGGAGUGGACAACAAAGUUGACUUCUAUGCUGUUUCCUUUGUCAAAGAUGCAGAAGUGGUUCAUGAACUGAAGAAUUAUCUGCAAAGCUGUGGUGCAGAUAUACACGUCAUUGUUAAAAUUGAAAGUGCAGACUCUAUCCCAAAUUUGCACUCCAUUAUCACCACAUCUGACGGGGCAAUGGUUGCAAGAGGAGACCUUGGUGCAGAGCUCCCAAUUGAGGAGGUUCCACUUCUCCAGGAGGAGAUAAUCCGAAUCUGCCGUAGCAUGGGGAAGGCUGUUAUUGUGGCAACAAAUAUGCUGGAAAGCAUGAUUGUACACCCAACACCAACCAGAGCAGAGGUGUCAGACAUUGCAAUUGCUGUGCGAGAGGGUGCUGACGCAGUUAUGCUUUCUGGUGAAACUGCUCAUGGAAAGUUCCCAUUGAAAGCUGUGAAAGUAAUGCACACAGUUGCAUUACGAACUGAAGCUACCAUAUCAGGUGGUGAAACACCAUCUAACCUGGGUCAAGCCUUUAAGAACCAUAUGAGUGAAAUGUUUGCAUACCAUGCAACCACGAUGUCUAACACUCUUGGAACCUCAAUAGUUGUCUUCACCAGAACUGGUUUCAUGGGUAUCCUACUGAGUCACUAUCGACCUUCUGGCACCAUAUUUGCCUUUACAAAUGAGAAGAGAAUACAGCAGAGGUUGGCUUUGUAUCAAGGAGUGUGCCCUGUAUACAUGCAGUUCUCUGAUGAUGCUGAAGAGACCUUUGUGAAUGCCUUAGCUUUACUACAGAAACAAGGGAUGGUUAAGGAAGGAGAAGAGGUAGCACUUCUUCAGAGUGGACGACAACCCAUCUGGCGAUUUCAAUCCACUCAUAACAUUCAGGUCCGGAAAGUGUAGAUGCAAAGUAAGAUCAAGGGCCCGCAUAAUUUUAGUUAUCUGCCCAUGCAUGGAGUAUUCCAUAUUGUCAGGGCGCUCAGAUUUAUUCUGGGGCUUCCCCACGAUUAGUGAAGUAAUUUUUGGUUGGUUUGUUAUUUGCGUGUAUUUCGAGGUUCCAUCUGUUUCUUUAUGUUCUGUUUUUUUUUUUCCCGGGGAAUUCUGUGCAUUUCAAUUUCUUGGUAUGUGUUUAAAUUUCAUCAGCUUGCUGGUGUAUGUUGUUAACACUAAAAGCUAGUUUGUCUGAGGAUUAUAACACUGUUAUUUAUGCUCCAAAAUAUUGAAUCGUCGAUCUGAACAGGCUGUAAUGUCGAUUAGUCAUACAAUAAUAUAACGACCACCUGCUCAUGUGUAA